CGCUGCCCCACACUGCCCCACAUUCCGCUUGCUCUCACUCCUGACCGAGCCCCUUUCUGAGUUUGUAAAGAUGUCAAGGCUCCUGAGAGGUGUCUUCUGUGUCGUUAAGAUAUUCCACAAGUAUGCCACUGAGGAUGGCGAUAACCAGGCCACACUGACCCGCACAGAGCUGAGACAGCUUCUUGAGGGAGAAAUUGGGGACUUCCUUCAGCCACAUGUCUUUCAUGCUGUGGAGAGAAAGCUGAACCUUCUGGAUUUUGACAGAGAUGGUACCAUCAGUUUUGAGGAAUUUCUUCUUGCAAUCUUCAGCUUAUUGAAUCCCUCUUGUCUUGACAUAUCAUUACUAAAUUCAGAACCAAGACUGAUGUCUAAAUCAGAGAAGAUAGAUGCUGUGGAUUUUGGGGCAGUCGCUGGAAACAUUCAGCAGGUAGUAGGGGUUGGGCCAACUCAAGAAAGGCUCAUAUUUCCAUCAGAAAUGGCAUCAUCAGGUCAGCCCAGCGAUGAAGAAGGUGAGGUAGGUGAUGAGCCUAUGGUGAGCCCAUGUGAAGACAUUACGACCCACGACCUGCCAAGAAAUGUGUCUGAGCCAAAUGACCCUGAAAACCAACAGCCAAAAGAAGAUGCUCGGGAAGUCGCAGAAAAUGUACCAGCAACUGAAUACAAUGGAGUCCAAUUUAAGAGAAAUACAGCAGUAGAAGUACCCAAACAGAGCACCAGUUCAACACAGGAGAUCCCAAGAGAAAGAAGUAAACCAUCCAGGAGGCAAAGUGACACCAAGAUAAGUGACCAUAUGAUACAGAGGCCAACUGAAGAUGAGGAAAAUACUUCUACAACACAAGAUCCAUUCCUGCAGAAAAAAGGCCCCUCCGGGUCAGAGCACACUGAUUUGCCAGUAGUAGCUGCCACUGGGAAAUCAUCUCAAACACAGGAAACUUUUGAGCUUACAGAUGAUACUAAACUAUCUGAGACUCAAGAAACUGGAAAGGAUGGUGGCAGAAUACCACCUGAAACCACAAAUUUAGAGGAGCCCAAUGCUGAUGCUAGAGCAGCUGAGAGCCUCGGAUUGCCAGCACAAGAAAGAGAACACAAAAUAAGGGGCCAGUCUGUUCAAAGCCGGAGCAGAAAUGUUUCAGAAACAUCUAGUAGAGGAGAACAGGAGGAGGAGUGGAAAGAACAUGAAAGAAUAACCAGAUCUCCAGCACCAGAAGCUGAAACACGGGAUGAGAAGUGUCAAGAAUCCCCAGGAUCAUGGAAGGAAAAUGAUGCCAAAAAGGGCUCUGCUGUGAAAGAUCCAAGCUCUGAAGAAGGAAAUCAGAAUCUCCCUGAAGUUAAGGAAGACUCUAUCUCAGGAAAAGAGGCAAGACACAGUGAGGAAGAUACAGUAGAUGCACUUGCAAUCAACAAAAACAGCCCUGCAGCUGAAGAGACACUGGGAACAAGAGAAAGGUCCCAAGAGCUGGCACCACUUGAGAAGCAAUCUCAAAGAAAAAAGCAUAGGGCCACCAGGACUCAGGACAAGCCAGUCAGGAAGGAGGACCACGAUGAGGGAGAAGAUUCUGAGUUAUCAGUUACACAGAGUGAUGAGGGCUUUUGUGAAACUCCCAACAGCCUGGCUCCAGAGGCAGGUAAGAGCAGCUCAGAGAUAGCUGAGCCACAUGUACCAGAGGAUGCACAGAGUCAGGCAGACCACCAUGGGGAUGCUAAGCAAGAAAGUCACACUAACAACCCAGAUCCCAGGAAGCAGGGAGCUCCAGGUAAGAGCAGCAGAGAGCAGGAGGCAGUAGUGCUGUCAAUCCAAGAAGAUGAGCAGCUUCCAGAGGGACAGGGACAGUCUGCCAGAGAGAAGCAUGAUGGUCUGAGCUCAAGGACCAAAGGAGGCCCAGGGGCAGCUGUGGAGUCCAGUGAGGGAGAGGAGGUACAGGAGGCCAUAGCUGGGAGUGAAAACAGAAAAUCCCUAGAGGCAGAGAGUUCGGAGGCCCAGUGAGUCUACUGAAUGUUGAUCUAUUUGGCUUGAUGGAGAUUUGGAUUAAACUUGAUAAUUAAAUAACCUGAUGAUC
Mus pahari (shrew mouse) is the source of this 2057-nucleotide messenger RNA. It is a transcript of the gene Tchhl1, whose product is annotated as trichohyalin like 1. The transcript has 3 exons. Bases 71 to 1984 code for a protein of 637 amino acids. Gene Ontology annotation, molecular function: transition metal ion binding; calcium ion binding. NCBI's taxonomy places the organism in Eukaryota, Metazoa, Chordata, Mammalia, Rodentia, Muridae. The record is from RefSeq and is a predicted model, not a curated record.